Molecule: messenger RNA, 1353 nt
Organism: Drosophila albomicans
Lineage: Eukaryota; Metazoa; Arthropoda; Insecta; Diptera; Drosophilidae
Exons: 2
Coding region: 1-1353 (450 amino acids)
Source: RefSeq, a predicted model, not a curated record
AUGGAGAUGAACAAUUAUAUGUUCUAUUCGUUCUAUAAGGAAAUCACACUAACUGAACUGAUGGCCUAUAUUCUUAUCGAGUACUCGAUGAUGAUUCAAAAGGCUUCUGGAAAUGACAACUUUAUUAUAGAAAAGAAUACAGUUCGAGAAAACUAUAAUGAGAUCACCAAAAAUGGAAUCAAUUCACUUAAGAAGGUACUGGACAAUACCAAUCGUCAUCUAUGGCGUUGUGAUCCCACGGAGAAUAUACCCAACGUUACUUACGAUGUGGUUACACGACUGCUUCAAGGAUACAUUGAGAACGAAGUGAAUCUAAACAACGGUGCCUCAUGUUUUCAGACUUGUGAACAUUAUCAGAGCACUACCAGCAAAGGUUGCUUCGAUGAAGAGUUUUGCACUGAACAACCUAAAUGCUCGGGUCGCAUUCACGACUGCCAAUUUGUAGACUCGGUCCUAUCAGUAUACCAAUCUCCAGAGAACAGCACUCGUCGCUAUGAGUAUAUUGAAUACGGCGAAUCGAAAAGUUUGGGAACGUUCUCCAAUUAUUGGAGUAAAUUAAAUAAGGUGGAGAGCUGGAAUAGAUGGAUUUUCUUUGAAUGCAGCUACUGCUUCUGUCUCUGUGAUGAACAAAGCCCAAAGUCAGAUCGCUACUUCAAUCUUCGAGAAACAUUAUCGGAUGUCAAUGCGAACAAAGUGGUGACUGGAGUGAGGUUUGUGAAGAGGAAUCGUAUAUUUCAUUUGCAAAUCCAGCAGGGAGAACUCUUGCCCCGUGGUCUCAUCAACGAAUCAACUGUGGAGUGGAAACAAGUCGAUAACUAUGAAAUCGGUGAUUCCAAUGCUAAGGAGGGAGUCGACUAUCACACAUUAACUUACCAAAAUCGUGCUAUAGAUCUGGAUGAAGUAACGAAACCAGAUGAUACAACUUUUGUAGUGACCGGCGUGCGAUUCCAGGUUUUGGAUGGACACAUUAAUCUGAAAGUCCAUUUCAGUAAAUUAGAUUUUUUAAAGGGCGAAUUAGUCAACCCGGAAGUAAGCAAUUGGCAAACAAAAGAACAUGUUUCCAAAAGAAGGCAAAUGACUCUUGAUAAUUUGCCUUUGCCACCAACCAGUGGUGUAUUCACUUCAUCACCGGAAUGGACAGAUUAUUUGGAGUUUACCAACACUGGAAUGUUGAUGGAUGUUGCCCAAUCGACAAUUCCCUAUAUUGAUAUACAGGAUGUCGCGUCCAUUCCACCAGUGGCUUUAGCUGGAAUCGGCAUCUACUACAAACAUAGAGGGUUGAACGGUGGUUUUGUGGCACCCCAGAUCAUCAGCUACGACCUUUCUCCUCACCUCUCGUUGAUUCCAAACUGA